AUGGCGCGUGCGCCGUCUUUGUCACCUCCACCCUCACCGAGGCCCCCGUUUCAAGCCUGCCGAGUACGACGGGAGUCCUAUGCUGCCCAGUUUGAUCUGCUGGCGGCUGCACAGGGCUGGGACCAGGCUGAGAAGACCUUGCAGCUGGCCACAGCUCUCAGGGGUCCAGCUAUCGAGGUUCUUGGCCACCUCCCGCCAACGCAGCGUGCCUCCUUCCCUGACAUUGCUGAGGCACUGCGUCGUCGCUUCGGGCACCGCCACCAGGCUGAGGUGUAUCGUGCCCAGCUGAAGAAGAGGACGAGGCAGAGGGGCGAGACGCUGGCCCACGACGUAGAGGCACUGGUGAGAAGGGCGUACCUAGCGGCCGGUGAGGAAAUGGUCACCGUGUUGACACGUGAUGCCUUCCUGGAUGCCUUGGUGGACCACCAGCUGCAGAUUUAUGUGAGGCAGGCACACCCAGCUGACGUGCAAGUGGCUUUGGCUCGUGCAAUAGAGUUUGAGGCCUUCAUGCAGACCGCGAGCUCCCUGUCUACCUUCGCUCGGCCCCACAGUGACGUGAGAGGACGCAAGACUCAAGUGAAGAGGAGGCCAGCGUCACGUGCGGCGAGCCCGGGAGCGCUCGGCGGGCGGUGCUGGCGGUGCGGUGAGAAGGGGCACGUGAGGGCCCGGUGCCCGAGGGAGCUAAGGGAGCGCUCUCUCGACCGGCCUGAUCGUGUCGCCUUUCAGCCUUGCUGCGAGGACUGCGGCGGGGCUGGACACCGCUCCAGCGCUUAUCCCAGCCCGAAGGAGGUAGUGUCAGUGGGAAACGACUACGAGGCUGAGAGGCGGCCCUGCCUUCAGCAGGGGCCGCCUCUCAGCCGGCCAAAACUCCAGUGCCCCGGCUUGUGUGAAGUGUCACUACACCGUUGGCAGCGCGCAGGUGAGAGGCGCCGUGGACGGGAGGCCGUGUCGCAUGACUGUGGACAGCGGCGCAGAUCACACGCUGGUGCGGCCAGGGCUGGUGGAGGCUGA
Messenger RNA from Portunus trituberculatus (swimming crab), 1011 nucleotides. RefSeq lists its product as uncharacterized. NCBI's taxonomy places the organism in Eukaryota, Metazoa, Arthropoda, Malacostraca, Decapoda, Portunidae. Bases 1 to 1011 code for a protein of 336 amino acids. The transcript has a single exon. The record is from RefSeq and is a predicted model, not a curated record. Gene Ontology annotation, molecular function: nucleic acid binding; zinc ion binding.